Molecule: messenger RNA, 2196 nt
Organism: Naegleria gruberi
Lineage: Eukaryota; Heterolobosea; Eutetramitea; Acrasida; Naegleriidae
Exons: 1
Coding region: 1-1929 (642 amino acids)
Source: RefSeq, a predicted model, not a curated record
AUGAAUUUUAUGAAUUUCAAAACAAGUCACAUAAAUAGCAAGACAAAUAAUCAAGAGAAACAUUUCUCCUAUUCGGCCGACCACGGAUCUUCAAGCAAUAGUGUUGUUAUUGUGGACAUUAUUGAGGAUGCAGAAGAAAAUAAUUAUACGAAAGGUAAAUUUAUUGGAAUGUCUUCUCAGCAGCUGCAUGAUUCGUUGCCAGACUCUCACAACCAAAUUAAUAAGAAAAUGCAAACAAACCCAUUCAACAACAUGCAGAAGAAACAAGGCGAUUCAACUUGUCAAGAAAAAGCAUUAGAAACUAAAGAUAAUAUUAUUGGAGAGAAUAUUGAAAUGCUGAAUGCAAGUACAAUUGAUUUGUCUAAGAUUUCUCCAUCAAUUAUUUCCUCUCUUUGUGAAAAAAACAAUCAUCAGCAACAACCAGAUAUUACACCUCCAUCAGGAUGUGAUAAUCAACAUUAUGAGAAAUCAAUAAUUGGUAAAUUGGAGGAAACAUUGGUUGAACCUAUUCACAUGGAAGCAUUUUCUAUUCAACCUUCUUAUUCAAGAAAUGUAAUGAAUUCAUCAUCAUCACAUCAUGAAGAACAAGACAACAACAAUGAAAUUAUAUUAGAACCUCCCCAAAGAAAGUAUCACCAUGCACUUUCCUAUAGUAAUUCAAGUCAUAGUAGCACUUCAACAACAAGUGAAGAAGGAGAGACCUUCUCAAUCUAUACAUUGGAUGGUUCUCUUACUAAUCUCCAUCAUCAAGAACAACCCAACUCUUCAAACAAUCUCAAACAAUUGUCAACCUCAACAGCAGUAGAUAACAACAAUAGCACACUCGAUCUUCUUCAAUCGAUCAGAGAUGAACACUCGAAAAUUAAUUCCCUUCUACAUAACCUUCAGCAUGAUGAUAACAAGGAUGAACAUUCACAAUUCCAUCAUGAAAUUCUCCACAGGAGUAAUAAGACCAUCGUCAACAACAAUAAGAAGCACCAACAGAAUAUUACAACAACAAUCAAACAAGAACACGAAGAAUCAAACAAAACAAGAGAAAAAAAUUCCAAAAUUCCUUCCUCUUCCAUUCUUGUUCUCGUUGGGAAUCAUCAGCAGAAGAACUCUACUCUGAUAAUGAUGAGAGGGUUAAAUAUUGCUGCUUUUGCAUUGUUGGAUAUUUCGUUUGUGAUUGGAGCAGCAUUGUUCGUGGCUGGAUGUGGUUUAUUGAUUGCUAAUAAUGUAACCUUCUUCUUCUCGGGAAUAUUAUUGUUUAUUAUAGGAUCAGUUUUAUUCCUUGUUGGACCAUUGGGAAAGGCUUUGGUUGAUGUCAUUAAUUUAAUUAGACAUUUCAGAUGGGAGAAGAAAGUGAAGGAAAUUACAAAUUUACAAAAUGAAAGUUCUAAAAGGUUAAAAGAUCAAAUGCAUGAAUUACAUCAAGAUAUUAGUUCAUAUAGACCUCCUGAUUUACCUCCAUUGAAAAUGAUUAUUUUGGAAAUGGUGAAUGAUUUCUUUUUAAUUUUGGGAGGAUUAACUUUUACAAUUGGAUCUUCGUUAUACAUGUUGAAUCCACCUAUUUUAAUUGUAAUUAUUGCAGAGGUCAAUUGGUCUGUUGGAGCUAUUUCAUAUUUAAUUGUUUCAAUAAUUCAAUAUAUUGUAAAACAAGUGGAUAUCAUUAAAUCUGCUAGGAAUGGAAUGGAUAUCAAUGUAAAAUGUUUUACAUUCAUGUCAAUUGAUUUAUCUGCUUAUUUAUUGAAUAUUACAAGUAGUUUAUUAUUCACAAUUGGUUCAGGUUGCUUUUUAGUUAAUGAAAGAUCUUUGGAAAUUACAGGAGAAGUAAUUUGGUCUUUGGGAUGUAUUGCCAUGAUAAUUGCUGUUAUUUGUAAUAGAAUAAUUUGGAUUAAGAGUACAUGGUUUGAAAGAAAAGACACUACCAAUAGUUUGCUUCCUUAGCUUAUCCUAUUUCUAGAAUCUAAGGGUCUAAGUGGUAAUGGUUCACUUGUUAAAUAAUCCAUAUUUCAAUUGGAAAAUGUUGGAAAGGUGAAAAUGUACAAGGCGUAUAUGGAGAUUGUUGAAUUAUCUUCAAGGGAUUCUUGUGUUGUAGACUUUAGUCUCCUAUUGGCGAAGUGAACGUAAAUUUACGCAAAUUUUUGAUAUUUGCAAAUAUUUUGCAACCAAAAGUAAAAAAUAUUAAUUUCAAUAAAUUUUCUAAUAGAUCAC